This is a messenger RNA of Coregonus sp. 'balchen', 12896 nucleotides long. NCBI's taxonomy places the organism in Eukaryota, Metazoa, Chordata, Actinopteri, Salmoniformes, Salmonidae. The record is from the annotation of a GenBank genome assembly.
AAGAAAGCCCCUUUAAACGCGUUAUUGUCGCGCCUCGAAAGAACUAGUAAAGAGGGUGAUUUUUGGGUCAGAUUAGCGGUUCUGGUGGUAAAUAAUCAUGGCGUUACGGGUGAUCCGUUUGCUCAUCCCCUCGGGGACAGCCGUUUUCAAAGCAGGGACACCUAUUCAGACGGUAAGAUUAUAGGAAGAAUUGCAAAAAUGCUCUCUCGCGCAACGAAGGGCAUCAAGUUCACAAGCCUCGGUACAAGGACACCAUAACAAGAAUGCUAAUGCUAAGAAGGCUAGCUAGCAGAUUGGUGUUUUGCGUGGACAGCUGACUGUUUUGCUGUUGUCAACAACUAUUCUGUAGCAAUGUAUUGUAAUUAGCGGCAAUAUAUGAACUAAUUGGCUAGCUAGCUUAUAUGAACUAAUUGGCUAGUUACCGUUAUCCCAUUCUUGUCAUCCUCCUGACAUCCUAGCUAGUCUUUCAGUUACAAUUCAAUUACAAUGAUUUAACUAGCUACCUAAGCAUACUUAAUUCAUGGUGGGCAGGAUGGUCAGAAGGAUGACACUCACAUGCUCAUUCUAUUGACACUGAGUACAAUUCAAUAUUUGAUUUGAGAAUUAAUUGAUCAACAUAUCUUAUAUCUUUAGGCAGGUAUUCACACAAGCUCAGUAAGGAACCUACGGUACGGCUGGUGGGCAUACGCACUGGGCGAGAGGACAACCCCAAGGUUCAAGGAGAACAGCAAGAUCAUCUCCAUUGAUGGCAACCUGGCUUCAGGAAAGGGGGCGCUGGCCCAGAAUCUGGCUGACAAGCUGGGUAAUGAUCAUGUUGUCAAUGCAGUUAUUGAAGUCUAGACUACUUAUUGCACCUGUUGUAUUUGGUGCAUGUGGCCAACUUAUUUAUACAGAUUAAUAACUUGGGGAGUUUGAAGUUUAUAAUGCCAAUUAUUUUCAUUGACUAAAAAUAAAAAAACAUUCAUUUCCUACCUUCUGGUACAAAACAGGAUUAAUGUAUAUUGACUACAUUAACACUUUGCCUGAUGUCUGUAGGGAUGCUGUACAUGCCCGAGCCUAACACACACUACUUGGACAAGAUGACAGCGGAGAAGGGGCCUCUACCAACCGCCUUCAACGGUAACUGCAGCCUGGAGAAGUUCUAUGCAGACCCCAAGGCUGCUGAUGGGAACUCCUACCGGCUGCAGGCAUGGAUGUACCUCAUGAGGCUCCUUCAGUGGUCAGACGCCAUGGAGCACCUGCUCACCACAGGUACGGCUGGCUGGCUAUGGGAAUGUGCUCAGAUAUCACUCACAAAUGAUAUCAGGAUUGUGUUAGGGAUUCGGGAAAAACAAAUUAUUGAGCUUACCUUCCUGUAGUUAAAUUAAUGCCUAGGUAUAUUCUAAAUGGCUUUUUUCAUGUAGAUCUUAAACAAAAAUAUGAUUCUGGCCAUUUUGUGUUUUUAGUAAUGUCCUUCUCAUAACCUUUCUCCAUUCUAGGCCAAGGUGUGAUCUUGGAGCGCUCCCCCUACAGUGACAUGGUGUUUGUGGAGGCCAUGUUCAAACAGGGCUACAUCAGAAGGCAGUGUAAGUACUGAAAUCCCAAUAAUAAGGGUGGUCCAGAUCUGAAUAGUGCUAUUGCAUUGUUAUGAAUCAGACCUGGUUUAACACCAACCUCACAAUGCCAUGAUAUUGAAAGGUCAUUAGUGUUAUAAAUAAAUAAACUGUGGGUGAAGAAGCUUUUUUUAUGUAUGCCACCAUUAAUACACAAGGGGCAUGGCAACUGUACAUCACUGGGGCCAAGCUUCCUGCCAUCCAGGACCUCUAUACCAGGCGGUGUCAGAGGAAGGCCCUCAAAAUUGUCAAAGACUCCAGCCACCCUAGUCAUAGACUGUUCUCUCUGCUACCACACGGCAAGCGGUACCGGAGUGCCAAGUCUAGGUCCAAAAGGCUUCAAAAAAGCUUCUACCCCCAAGCCAUAAGACUCCUGAACAGCUAAUCAUGGCUACCCGGACUAUUUGCACUGCCCCCCAACUCCCACCCCUUUUUUUACGCUGCUGUUACUCUGUUAAUUAUUUAUGCAUAGUCACUUUAACUCUACCCACAUGUACAUAUUACUUCAACUACCUCAACUAGUCGGUGCCCCCGCACAUUGACUCUGCACCGGUACCCCCCUGUAUAUAUAGCCUCCCUACUGUUAUUUUAUUUUACUUCUGCUCUUUUUUUCUCAACACUUCUUUGUUGUUUUAUUUUACUUUUUUAUUAAAAAUAAAUGCACUGUUGGUUAAGGGCUGUAAGUAAGCAUUUCACUGUAAUGUCUGCACCUGUUGUAUUUGGCGCAUGUGGCCAAUACAAUUUGAUUUGAUUUUACAUGGCUGAGGUUGAUGAAUCUCAUAUGUUCUGUAAUGCAGGCGUAGACCACUACAAUGAAAUCAAAGGUAUCAGCAUCUGUGAGUUCCUGCCCCCUCACUUGGUCAUCUAUGUGGACACGCCAGCAGAAGAAGUGCAGAAGAAGCUAAAGGCGUCAGGCAAGGUAGGGAGACACAAACAAGGAAAAUAUAAUCAAUGCUAUACUUUUCUAGGCAUAUCGUUUGUCUGUUUGACUGAAUGACAAUCUAUUAUCAGGUGGUAGAGAACCUAUGGAAGUUGCCGUAAUGUUUGAUGUGUGACUCAGGUUUUAUUCAACCAAUUUUGAGCCCUGUUCAAUAAUGAUUCUAAAUUGUGUGAAGGUUUUCUAAUAUUGAUGUAUUUGGGGCUUUAAACAAAAAGCAUUUUAAACUUCUCAAAAAGUCUACUGUGGUCAUGAGCUAGGUUAGAAACAGAACAUAAUAUUCUCAGUCUGUUGCUAACAGCGAGUAAUGUUCUUAAAGUUUCCAAUUAAGAACAUUACUUGCUGUUAGCAACAGACUGAGAAUCUUGACCACAGUAGAGACUUUUCGAGAAGUUUAAAAUGAUUUUUGUCUCUGGUAAUGUGUAACAAUUAUAGGAAUUAGUAGUUGUUUUCCCGCACACCCAUUUAGGACCUCUCACAUUUGGCAGGCAGGCGGGCCUCACAAAGCCUGGUAGUUAUUAGCAUUAUGCAAUUGUGGGCCCCAGCAAUAAUCCUGUCUUUAAAGAUAAUCAUGGAGGGCUGGUGGAAUUCGGUGCGAAUCGAGAUAAAUAUGGAGUCUCAGAUUCUGCCAGAAAAGUAGUGUUUAGGACAAGUCUAGGUGCUUAAAACCUAGGCUAUUUUCAACUUAUAUAGUUUGAUUUAUACUUCAGAUCAGUGUUCCAAACUUUUUUUCCUGAGUGUAAUUCUCACGUCUCUGAUUGGAUUUAAAUAUAAUAUAUGUUUAAACAUCACAGUUUUAAAGAUGUUAAAUCACACUUUCUUAUUAGUUAAAGCCAGAUGUAUCCUUUCAGUGAUCAACAUGAUGGAGCUUUUUUAGCUAUUCAAUGUUUAGGGUGCAUGUUGAAUAACCAUUGUCAUCUUAUGGUCUUGUUUAUGCUCGUGCCUUAAAGUAUUCACAGCCCUUGACUUUUUCCACAUUUUGUUGUUACAAAGUGGGAUUAAAAUGGAUUUAAUUGUCAUUUUAUUGUCAACGAUCUUCAGAAAAUACUAUGCAAUGUCAAAUUGGAAGAAAAAUUCUAACAUUUUGUAAAGAAAAAAAAUAAGGCUGUCCUCGACUAGAAAAAAUCUUUGUGGACCGAAAGUCGUCUGUUCUUUUGACCAAUCGAUUGGUUGAAAUUUUAAAGCGUCUAUUUUUCCAUAUAUAGACACACCCUGUGCGUUUUAAAAUCAACUUUAUAUCUAAAUGAAAAUGAUACAAACCCUAAAGUAACUUCUAUUACCGUUGCCAACUAUGUAAAAAUUACCUAUAUAAAGCCAACAAAUAAAAACAUUGCAGCCUGCAGGUAGAAAAUAUCCUGAUAAAAAGAAAUAUCCUAUAAAUCACAUAGAACUUUCAACAUUGUAUAAACUAUUAACUAGACUCUGCCUGGAAGCUCGUGCUAGCAAACUUGCAACAUUGUAUAAAAUAUUCUGGGCCCUCAGUUUCCUGUGCAAAUGAGCUCGGGACAGACACAGCUGUAGGCUAUUUUGAGCAAGGAAUAAGAAGUAAUCAGGUAGGCCUAUUUAUUAUGUUUCCAGUGGAUCAGAGGAUGACAUUUUUCCCUUUCACGCUGAGUGGUUAUCAAAAGGGAGAGAGAUGGAAAGAUUGUUCAAAUACAUUGAAGAACUAUUGUCAUUCUCAAUGGAUGUAAAAACAGACUUUGUUUGCUUGCUGUUUUGAGGUGAAGAAAACAUUACUUUGAGAAGCUCCACAGCUAAGUAGUGGUGGUGCGUUAAGCCAAUCAGAAAUACUAUCAGAACCCCAAAUGGGCACAUUUUAUAUGCCUACAUUUGCGCGUAGGCCAGGUAGCCUAUAGGCCUACUUCUAUGCGUACUCAGGUGCGCGUCCAAUACUCAACAUUGACAGGAGCGCUCCAAACGAGACAAUGACUAAAUUGACAAAACUCGUAAAUAGAAUAAAAUAAACCAAAACUUGUUUCACACAAGUGUAGCAUAGGUUGUGCGCUCUGUAAACAACGUGUCCACCUGACAAUGAGAACGGUAAAAGACUGGAAUAAUAAUGUAUUGAAUGCAUUAACCUCUUAAGGAUCGGACCCUUUUUUCAAUUUUCACCUAAAAUGACAUACCCAAAUCUAACCACCUGAAGCAAGGAUAUGCAUAUUCUUGAUACCAUUUGAAAGGAAACACUUUGAAGUUUGUGGAAAUUAAUGUAGGAGAAUAACACAUUAGAUCUGGUAAAAGAUAAUACAAACAAAAAAGCAUGCGUUUUCUAUUUUUUGUUGUUGUUCCAUCUUUGAAAUGCAAGAGAAUAGAAUAGAACACAAGAACACAAUGGAAUAUUGCAGUUUAGACGUAAUUUAAACUUUGGCCACUAGAUAGAAGCAGUGUGUGCAAAGUUUCAGAUUGAUCCAGUGAAGCAUUGUAAUACUGGACUAUCUUGUAUCAACUCUGCCCAAAUGUGCCGAAUUGGUCAAUUGAUACAUUUUCAAGUACAUAACUAUAGAGAACAUACAAAAAAUAUAUGGUAAUACAAAAUGUAAGUUUACACACUCCCAGGAAUGUCAUGCUGGAUCAUUAGCUUAUACACUAACUUUCACAGAUCUAGAUGGCCGGGCGGGGUGGGUGUGGAGCCAGAGACAGCAGGGGAUCUAACUGUAGAACCCAGUUCCUACAUUUGAAUAUAAAAAUUGAUUUUAUCAAACAAAACUAUGCUACAUUUUAUCUCUGGGACCCUUAGGAUGACAAAUCAGAACAAGAUUACUGAAUGUAAGUACAUUAUUUACCUUCAGAGGUGAAUGUAUCAAACCAGUUGCCGUGAUGAUACGUUUUUUUGUUGUUGUGCGCUCUCCUCAAACAAUAGCAUGGUAUUUUUUCACAGUAAUAGCUACUGUAAAUUGGACAGUGCAGUUAGAUUAACAAUAAUUUAAGCUUUCUGCCCAUAUAAGACAUGUCUAUGUCCUGGAAAGUUUGCUGUUACUUACAACAGUCAUGCUAAUCACAUUAGCGCACGAUAGCUCAACCGUCCCGUAUACAGGACACUGAUCCCGUAGAGGUUAACAGAAAUUACCGUAACCAAACAAACAUUGUAGAAUGGAAAUUAUAGGAAUUAACGGUAAAUGUACUACUGGUGAUAUACAGUGGGGAGAACAAGUAUUUGAUACACUGCCGAUUUUGCAGGUUUUCCUACAUACAAAGCAUGUAGAGGUCUAAUUUUUAUCAGAGACGGAAUCUAAAACAAAAAUCCAGAAAAUCACAUUGUAUGAUUUUUAAGUAAUUCAUUUGCAUUUUAUUGCAUGACAUAAGUAUUUGAUACAUCAGAAAAGCAGAACUUAAUAUUUGGUACAGAAACCUUUGUUUGCAAUUACAGAGAUCAUACGUUUCCUGUAGGUCUUGACCAGGUUUGCACAUACUGCAGCAGGGAUUUUGGCCCACUCCUCCAUACAGACCUUCUCCAGAUCCUUCAGGUUUCGGGGCUGUCGCUGGGCAAUAUGGACUUUCAGCUCCCUCCAAAGAUUUUCUAUUGGGUUCAGGUCUGGAGACUGGCUAGGCCACUCCUGGACCUUGAGAUGCUUCUUACGGAGCCACUCCUUAGUUGCCCUGGCUGUGUGUUUCGGGUCGUUGUCAUGCUGGAAGACCCAGCCACGACCCAUCUUCGAUGCUCUUACUGAGGGAAGGAGGUUGUUGGCCAAGAUCUCGCGAUACAUGGCCCCAUCCAUCCUCCCCUCAAUACGGUGCAGUCGUCCUGUCCCCUUUGCAGAAAAGCAUCCCCAAAGAAUGAUGUUUCCACCUCCAUGCUUCACGGUUGGGAUUGGUGUUCUUGGGGUUGUACUCAUCCUUCUUCUUCCUCCAAACACGGCGAGUGGAGUUUAGACCAAAAAGCUCUAUUUUUGUCUCAUCAGACCACAUGACCUUCUCCCAUUCCUCCUCUGGAUCAUCCAGAUGGUCAUUGGCAAACUUCAGACGGGCCUGGACAUGCGCUGGCUUGAUGAGGGGGACCUUGCGUGCGCUGCAGGAUUUUAAUCCAUGACGGCGUAGUGUGUUACUAAUGGUUUUCUUUGAGACUGUGGUCCCAGCUCUCUUCAGGUCAUUGACCAGGUCCUGCCGUGUAGUUCUGGGCUGAUCCCUCACCUUCCUCAUGAUCAUUGAUGCCCCACGAGGUGAGAUCUUGCAUGGAGCCCCAGACCGAGGGUGAUUGACCAUCAUCUUGAACUUCUUCCAUUUUCUAAUAAUUGCGCCAACAGUUGUUGCCUUCUCACCAAGCUGCUUGCCUAUUGUCCUGUAGCCCAUCCCAGCCUUGUGCAGGUCUACAAUUUUAUCCCUGAUGUCCUUACACAGCUCUCUGGUCUUGGCCAUUGUGGAGAGGUUGGAGUCUGUUUGAUUGAGUGUGUGGACAGGUGUCUUUUAUACAGGUAACGAGUUCAAACAGGUGCAGUUAAUACAGGUAAUGAGUGGAGAACAGGAGGGCUUCUUAAAGAAAAACCAACAGGUCUGUGUGAGCCGGAAUUCUUACUGGUUGGUAGGUGAUCAAAUACUUAUGUCAUGCAAUAAAAUGCAAAUUAAUUACUUAAAAAUCAUACAAUGUGAUUUUCUGGAUUUUUUUGAUCCGUCUCACAGUUGAAGUGUACGUAUGAUAAAAUUUACAGACCUCUACAUGCUUUGUAAGUAGGAAAACCUGCAAAAUCGACAGUGUAUCAAAUACUUGUUCUCCCCACUGUAUGUCAUGGGGAAUUGAUAGACAAUAACAAUCAAACGCAAACAAUUGACACAAUGAAGUUAUGAAACAAUGAAUGUGCACAAAUUGGCGGGAGAUGUGCAUUGUGCAUCUUAGCCACACUGCCCUUCUUCUUGGACUGUGCCAUCCUCGUGGCCUCCACAAUGGAUUAGUUCACUGAGAUGGGCACGAAUAAGACGGGUGUCUCGUGUGCCAUCAAAAAUAUAUUUAUUUGCUACUGCUCGGCUAAAAAAAUCUUGGUCGACCAACAGCCUAUUGACCAAACAAUCGAGCAGUGGACUAAUUGGGGUCAGCCAUAGAAAAAUUUGAUUAGAUAGAUUUAGAUAUAGUGCAUUCAGAAAUUAUUCAGACUCCUUGACUUUUUCCACAUUUUGUUACGUUAUAGCCUUAUUCUAGAAUUGAUUAAAUGAAUAAAAAAUCUCAUCAAUCUACAUCCAAUAAUGAAAAGGCGAAAACUGUUUUAUUUUAUUUAUUAAACAUUUAAAACAGAAAUAUUCAGACCCUUUGCGAUGAGACUCGAAAUUGAGUUCAGGUGCAUCCUGUUUCCAUUGAUCAUACUUGAGAUGCUUCUACAACUUGGAGUCCACCUGUGGUAAAUUUAAUUCAUUGGACAUGAUUUGGAAAGGCACACAUCUGUCUAUAUAAAGUCCCAUAGUUGACAGUGCAUGUCAGAGCAAAAACCAAGCCAUGAAGUCGAAGGAAUUGUCCGUAGAGCUCCGAGACAGGAUUGUGUUGAGGCACAGAUUUCUGCAGCCUUGAAGGUCCCCAAGAACACAGUACGCCUACAUCAUUCAGAAAUGGAAGAUGUUUGGCACCAUCAAGACUCUUCCUAGUGCUGGCCGCCCGGCCAAACUGAGCAAUCGUGGGAGAAGGCCUUGGUCAGGGAGGUGACCAAGAACUCUAUGGUCAAUCUGACAGAGCUCCAGAGUUCCUCUGUGGAGAUGGGAGAACCUUCCAGAAGGACAACCAUUUUUGCAGCACUCCACCAAUCAGGCCUUUAUGGUAGAGUGGCCAGACAGAAGCCACUCCUCAGUAAAAGGCACAUAACAGCCCGCUUGGAGUUUGCCGAAAGGCACCUAAAGACUCUCAGACCAUGAGAAACAAGAUUCUCUGGUCUGGUGAAACCAAGAUUUAAUGAUUUUGCCUGAAUGCCAAGCGUCACGUCAGGACCUCAGAUUGGGGCGAAGGUUCACCUUCCAACAGGACAAUGACCCUAAGCACACAGUCAAGACAACACAGGAGUGGCUUUGGGACAAGUUUCUGAGGGGGGGGGGGAAUCAAUUUUAGAAUAAGGCUGUAACGUAACAAAGUGGAAAAAGUAAAGGGGUCUGAAUACUUUCCGAAUGCACUAAGUAUUCAACCCCCUGAGUCAAUGCAUGUUAGAAUCACUGUUGGCAGCGAUUACAGCUGUUAGUCUUUCUGGGUAAGUCUCUAAGAGCUUUCCACACCUGGAUUGUACAAUAUUUGUCCAUUUUUAUUAUUCUGAAAAUUCUUCAAUCUCUAUCAAAUUGGUUGUUGAUCAUUGCUAGACAACCAUUUUCAGGACUUGCCAUAGAUUUUCAAUCAGAUUUAAGUCAAAACUGUAACUUGGCCACUCAGGAACAUUCACUGUCUUCUUGGUAAGCAACUCUUCUUGGCCUUGUGUUUUAGGUUAUUGUCCUGCUGAAAGGUGAAUUCAUCUCCCAGUAUCUGGAAAGCAGACUGAACUUGGUUUUCCUCUAGGAUUUUGCCUGUGCUUAGCUCCAUUCCGUUUAUUUUUUAUCCUGAAAAAUUCCCCAGUCCUUAACGAGUACAAGCAUACCCAUAACAUGAUGCAGCCACCACUAUGCUUGAAAAUAUGACGAGUGGUACUCAGUGACGUGUUGUAUUGGAUUUGCCCUAAACUUAACACUUUGUAUUCAGGACUAAAAUGUAAUUGCUUUGCCACAAAUUUUGCAGUAUUACUUUUGUGCCUUGUUGCAAACAGGAUGCAUAUUUUGGAAUAUUUUCAUUCUAUACAGGCUUCCUUCUUUUCACUCUGUCAACUAGGUUAGUGUUGUGGAGUAACUACAAUGUUGGUGAUCCAUCCUCAGUUUUCUCUUAUCACAACCGUUACAUUUUCUUACUGUUUGAAAGUCACCAUUGGCCUUAGGUGAAAUCCCUGAUCUGUUUUCUUCCUCUCCAGCAACUGAGUUAGGAAGGACGCCUAUAUCUUAGUAGUGACUAAGUUCACCAUACUCAAAGGGAUAUUCAAUGUCUGCUCUUUUUUUUUAACCAAUCUACCAAUAGGUGCCCUUCUUUGCGAGGCAUUGGUAAACCUCCAUGGUCUAUGUGGUUGAAUCUGUGUUUGAAAUUCACUGAUUGACUGAUGGACCUUAGAGAUAAUUGUAUGUGUGGGGUACAGAGAUGAGGUAGUCAUAAAAAAAAAUCAUGUUAAACACUGUUAUUGCGCACAGUUAGUCCAUGCAACUUAUGUGACUUGUUAAGCAAUAUUUUACUCCUGAACUUAUUUAGGCUUGCCAUAAACAUUUCUAAAAACAUUAUUCCACUUUGACAUGAUGGGGUAUUGUGUAUAGGCCAGUUACAAAAAAGCUCAUUUUAAUCCAUUUUAAAUUCAGGCUGUAACACAACAACAUGUGGAAAAAAUGUGCAGUGAUUAUUCUUAAGUUAGGUAUAAUUACCUUUCCACUCUACAGAUCAGAUCAUUGAAGGUGAGAAUCUGUUUCAACAGCUCCAAACAGAUCUGCUUCUUUACCACUUUGGGUGUUCCGCUUGUUAAGUUAAAUCAAUUUAAGGCACUUUGACUAAGCAAGUGAAUUGUGUUGGGUCUGGUGUAGCUAUCUUAUCUUUUCAAAUAGUCUAUUUUCUAAAGUGUGUUGUUCCUGUCUUUAUGAAUCUAUCCUGUCUUACCCUCAGGAUAUACCCCUACCCUAUCUGAAGAGCAUUGAGGAUGCCUACAAGAAGACCUACCUUCCCAAAAUCAGGUUAGUGGACUAGAAAGCUCUCUAGUGAAGCGUAAAUACUAUGCUUGAAACCUCUGAGAUGACCCUGUCUAUUAACAACUUGAACAUUUUUGAACAAAGCAAUUUUUCUCCAAUUUGACCUUCAACCAUUUACAAGAAAGGUGUUGAGAUUGUUUUUCUGUAUUUCAGUGAGAAUGCAGAAUUGCUCGCUUAUGAUGCAACCCAGGCACAAGACAUCGAGAGGGUAAGAAAUACAGUGAAUGACUAGAAGUAUAAAACAAUGAUUAUAUCAUAAUUGGCUAACCUUGUAGUUUCUGGUGAGAAAACAAACAUGGUGUUGAUGUUAUUUGUUAUAGGCCUACCCAGUGCAUGAACCUGAAAUGCACUGACUGCUAUUGGAAACCCGUCUUAUUCCCUCACAAAAACUUCUUGUCAAAAAAGACUUGUUUUUCUCAUCUUUAGAUUGCAGAAGACAUUGAGUACUUGAAAUUUGAGAAAGGACCUUGGGUAGAGCAGGAUGAUGUCACACUCCACUACCUGAGAAUGCUGUAAGUAUAAUCACUUAAUUUGUUCCCUACACGUGUAGACCUUAAUUUUCCGUCACGUACAUGGGUAGGCAUAUAUAGUUGAUAUUGGACCUCUGGAGGCCUUCUCAUCAGCCUGCUGUUUUCCUGCCUUUCUCCCCAGGGUGGAAGACAAGAUGAGGGUGGCAGACCUGACCCUUGUACCCAACUUCCUCCCUGAGGUCACCAUCGGGGCUCACGAGUACGACGCAGGCUACUAUGCCUUCAAAUCGGUAAGGGAGAAAAGCACUUCUCUUAUGAUGUGGUGUGGCUAGAUCACCUGAUGUGACCAGAUUAUGAUAAAGUGGUAUAUGAGCUAUAGGCUACCAUACUGCAUAGGGACAGGACUUUCUCCCUCCUUCAAUAGUAUUUUCCCUCCGUCUCUCCUGGGUUUUGUGGCCGUCUAGUGCUUUUGCUUCCAGCAUAUUAAAUAACUAUUUUGGUAGCUGAAAUAUCAAAUGAUAUACGAAAAGGGAAAUGCCAUAUGUGGAAUAUUCUCCAAGUCAUUGGUGUCAUCAGUCUUGCAGGAAAACAUUCUGUCCUGACCUUUAAAGUUUAUUGACUGGAGAUGUGGGGGUAUAUAAUGUGCUACAGGAUUCUUUGAGCUGACAUUUUGCUCGGUGCCCGCUAUUAUACUGGAACGAGUGGGAGGACAAGCUUGGGGAAUGUGAACUAUGGCGGGCUUAGGUUGUCUGCAUUUUCUCAUCCAUACUUUUACUUGACAAAGUUCACUUCUUCUGAAGUGCAAGCUAGUAUUCUGCAGUAGAGCAUGUACUGUACUGUUUGACAAGAAGAACAACAGAUAGGGUUUUGUCUGGUGAUUUCAUUUUGGCUUCGCCAGCUAAAACUCUUGCUAAAUUGUACCGCAGAUGUCAAAGUAAAACUAGGUAAACAAAAUAAAACUUGAAUGCCUAUCAAUGUUGCUAUUUGCAAUCCAACACCACUUCUCCAAUCUUGGCUGAUUGUCUUUGAAGCUGUAAAUGUCUUUUAUAUUUAAGUAUAUUUUCUGCUUCUUUUGCUGACUGAUAACAGUUGAAAGAAAGAGAAGCAGUGCUAAUGUAGGCCUCAGUUAACACUAGACUAUUUUUUGUUUCAUACUCACAAGACUAAUGGUGUAGCGUCGCCUGGGUGACGGAGAGCGGCCUGGCUGUCUAUCACUCUGUCACUGAUGUGGCUUCACAUUAGCAGUAACUCAUAACAUGCUGUUUGCCAAGGCUCUGGGGUGAUGGACUGCAAUGUCGCCCCUAGUGACAAAAACACUUUGCUAUACCAUUAGUCUUUGCUGUCAUCCCACAUCCAAGGAUGGAUGAGUCUUGAGUGGCUAGUUCUUCAAAGCUUAAGGGAAUAAGAAGGCCCUGCUCCUUAAAUCAGAGAACGUUAAACCUGCCUAAGUGUCCUGUGGAAUCUCACUUGUCUCUUUUUACCCAAGCAAUUCCCACAAAUGUUUUUUUUUUGAGGCAAGGAUGACUCCUUGACUAAAACCCUCACAUUGGAUUAGUUUUAAGGAUUUCUUCAGUAAAGUGUAGGCUAUGGCUUACUGUAUGCCCAGACUAAGAGGGUUACAGAACUCUCAGAAUAACUAUUAGGCUGCUAACUUGAUUUAUUUCCAAAAAGGCUCAAUAUCUAUUAAGUUGUUGUUUUUGUUUAUACCUAGGUAACUACAUUGUAUUUUACUUGCAACUUAACUAAGAUUUGCGCUCUAUAUUUUUGGCAACUGUUUCAGCAAAUACAUCCCAGAUGUUUAGCAUACAUCAUAGGGGAUAUAGCCAAUCACUUCUCUCAAUCUAAUUAAAUUGACUGUCAUUUUCUUUUCUGUCCAAAAGCUCCCGGGAAAGAAGUACGCUGCAGGUUAUAAUGCAGACGUAGGAGACAAGAACAUCUGGCUGAAGUGAUUGAGUGGACCGGACUACUCUGGAGUUGAUUGCUAUAGAUGAAUGGUUCAUUCCUCAUUCCCUCCCUCAACCCCCCUCACACACCUGUUCACUCCUCCCUAUGGGCGGAGAAGUCUAAAUAUGGGGUUAUCCAUUUGAUACAAUCAGCAACGUUCUCUUCUCUGGUCCGACUGUGUGUAUCAAGGAUAAAUUAAUUGUAAUAUGUCCAUAAAUUAUGUAUUAAAAGUACAUCUAAAAA